Diaporthe batatas is the source of this 1817-nucleotide messenger RNA. RefSeq lists its product as uncharacterized. NCBI's taxonomy places the organism in Eukaryota, Fungi, Ascomycota, Sordariomycetes, Diaporthales, Diaporthaceae. Bases 159 to 1817 code for a protein of 552 amino acids. Gene Ontology annotation, cellular component: cytosol; ribonucleoprotein complex; nucleus. Gene Ontology annotation, molecular function: poly(U) RNA binding; mRNA 3'-UTR binding; poly(A) binding. The transcript has 8 exons. The record is from RefSeq and is a predicted model, not a curated record.
CGGCCUCUGUCUUCCUUCCGUCACCAACGUAUCGAAGCUUCUCUGUCAACAUCAGUGUUAUUCGUGGCCCAGGGCAAUCGACUCUCUAUCUAUUGUCUCCUCCUGUCUCGCUAAGCUUUGACAGCAUCCUCAUCGAUACAUCCAACCAAGAAUCCGCAAUGUCUUACCACAACCACAACCACGCUGCUAUGGUUUCUGAUACCAACAACCAGGGCCCUCGCCCCAGCAUGGGACCCGCUUACAUGGCUGCUCAGGGAGCUCAUGAUGUUGCUGGACCACGUGGCAUCGCCCUCCCAGCUGCCCAUCACGACGGCCUUAGCGGUCUUGUCAGUUCUUUCGGCGCCCUCGGCCUGGCUAAUAAUAACAUUCCCCAGGGCGCCACCCCUGUUGCCAUUCCUCCUGGCGGCUACAUGCAUGGUGACACUUCUGUUGUCUAUCCUGGCUAUGGAAGCCACAUCCAGGCCCCUUACAACAUGGAUUCUGUCUACGGCCCUGGUGUCCCCGCUGGCCACUACAUGCAUCAGGGUGGAAUCGCUCCCCCUUACGGCGCCUACAUGUUCCCCUACACCCCCGGUCGAGCAGCCUCUUAUGCCGACCGCAUGGAUCGUGGACUUCGUGACCUGCCCGGUCUUGAGAACCGCCGCGGAUCCUACUCGACCACCGCCACCGAGUCUACCCCAGGUACUCCUUUCUUUGGAGGCAUGGGUGACCGGCAGUCUGCUCCUCGGGUCAUGUCUGCUGACCGAUCGAGCUACACCACCCCGUCCCCUCAGCAGCUUGCUGUGUCCGGAACCUACGGUCCCGUCAGCUCCAAGGGAAAGCGAGUUGCGGAGGCUGAGCUCCGUAUGCUUGUCGAACAGGAUCCUGCUAUCCCCUCCGCUGUCCCGGCUGUUUUCACUACCCCGGAGCAGCGCAAGACUUUGGAUCAGUGCUUGGAGAACCGCAUUGAUGGAAACAGGAACGUCUACAUCCGUGGCCUACACCCCACCACCGACGAUGAGCUCCUGCUCAAGUAUGCUUCUCGUUUCGGAGAGGUCGAGCAGAGCAAGGCCAUCAUCGACACAACCACUGGUGCCUGCAAGGGAUUCGGCUUUGCCAAGUUCAAGAAUGUCCGCGACUCUGAGAAGUGCAUCCAGGCCUUCUACCUUCUUGGUUACGAAGUUGGCUUCGCACGUGAGAGCUUCAACGCCCGUCUCAAGGCCGAGGGAGAUGAGGAGUCGACCAACCUGUACAUCUCCAACUUGCCAAAGUCUGUUACGGAGGCUCAACUCGUCGCGAUCUUCGAGCCCUACCAGAUCAUGUCAAGCAAGAUUCUUCGGGACAGCAUGGGCAACAGCCGUGGCGUUGGAUUUGCCCGUUUUGAAUCUCGUGAGAUCUGCGAGGAGGUCAUUAGGCGCUACCAUGGCCAGGCGAUUGGUGAUGAGUGUUUCUUGAUGCAGGUCCGCUACGCCGACACGCCUUCUCAGAAGGAGUUGAAGCGCGUCACUGCCGAGCGCCGCCAGUACCGAACCAACGAGUACAACAUCGGCGCGUACGGAACCGUGGCUGUCGGCAUCAACCCCUCCAUCUACCACUCAGCCCCGACCAACUGGGGCCGCACUCCUCGCUUUGCCAGCGCCGCUCCUGGGCUUCCCCAUCGUCCUGCUCUCGCUGCCAAGAGCGGAAAUGUGAACAUGACGAAGGGCCACAUUCACCAACAGUGCGCAGUCACGUCGUCCUCGGAUGACGGAUCUGCCGAUGAGGGUGUGACGGUUGUUGACUCGCCCACCAACCACAAGUCGCAGUCAUCUCCCAUCAUCAAGAAGGAAGCUGUCUAG